AGGCCGGACAAGCGUCCCGAAAGCCCCAGGAGAGACUAAGAGGCAAUCCUCCCACGCGCUUUCUCCCACCCUCGGGCCACUGAGACGGAGGGACAGAGAGCCGCCCACGAGCGGCCGAGGCCCCGCCUCUCGCUCGCCCGCCCGCGCCUCCAGCGGAAGCCGGAAGCAAAAGCGGGUCCUGCUAGCCCCGCGGCUCCGAACUCGGUGGUCCUGGAAGCUCCGCGGGAUGGGGGAGAAGAUGGCGGAAGAGGAGAGGUUCCCCAAUACAACUCACGAGGGUUUCAAUGUUACCCUCCACACCACCCUGGUUGUCACGACGAAACUGGUGCUCCCGACCCCUGGCAAGCCCAUCCUCCCCGUGCAGACAGGGGAGCAGGCCCAGCAAGAGGAGCAGUCCAGCGGCAUGACCAUUUUCUUCAGCCUCCUUGUCCUAGCUAUCUGCAUCAUAUUGGUGCAUUUACUGAUCCGAUACAGAUUACAUUUCUUGCCAGAGAGUGUUGCUGUUGUUUCUUUAGGUAUUCUCAUGGGAGCAGUUAUAAAAAUUAUAGAGUUUAAAAAACUGGCGAAUUGGAAGGAAGAAGAAAUGUUUCGUCCAAACAUGUUUUUCCUCCUCCUGCUUCCCCCUAUUAUCUUUGAGUCUGGAUAUUCAUUACACAAGGGUAACUUCUUUCAAAAUAUUGGUUCCAUCACCCUGUUUGCUGUUUUUGGGACGGCAAUCUCCGCUUUUGUAGUAGGUGGAGGAAUUUAUUUUCUGGGUCAGGGUUUUUUUUUUGUGUGUGUCUGUGUGUUUGUGUGUUUUAUUUUACAGGCUGAUGUAAUCUCUAAACUCAACAUGACAGACAGUUUUGCAUUUGGCUCCCUAAUAUCUGCUGUCGAUCCAGUGGCCACUAUUGCUAUUUUCAAUGCACUUCAUGUGGACCCCGUGCUCAACAUGCUGGUCUUUGGAGAAAGUAUUCUCAACGAUGCAGUCUCCAUUGUUCUGACCAACACAGCUGAAGGUUUAACAAGAAAAAAUAUGUCAGAUGUCAGUGGGUGGCAAACAUUUUUACAAGCCCUUGACUACUUCCUCAAAAUGUUCUUUGGCUCUGCAGCACUCGGCACUCUCACUGGCUUAAUUUCUGCCUUAGUGCUGAAGCAUAUUGACUUGAGGAAAACACCUUCCUUGGAGUUUGGCAUGAUGAUCAUUUUUGCUUAUCUGCCUUAUGGGCUUGCAGAAGGAAUCUCACUCUCAGGCAUCAUGGCCAUCCUGUUCUCAGGCAUCGUGAUGUCCCACUAUACGCACCAUAACCUCUCCCCAGUCACCCAGAUCCUCAUGCAGCAGACCCUCCGCACCGUGGCCUUCUUGUGUGAAACAUGUGUGUUUGCAUUUCUUGGCCUGUCCAUUUUUAGUUUUCCUCACAAGUUUGAAAUUUCCUUUGUCAUCUGGUGCAUAGUGCUUGUACUAUUUGGCAGAGCGGUAAACAUUUUCCCUCUUUCCUACCUCCUGAAUUUCUUCCGGGAUCAUAAAAUCACACCGAAGAUGAUGUUCAUUAUGUGGUUUAGUGGCCUGCGGGGAGCCAUCCCCUACGCCCUGAGCCUGCACCUGGACCUGGAGCCCAUGGAGAAGCGGCAGCUUAUCGGCACCACCACCAUCGUCAUCGUGCUCUUCACCAUCCUGCUGCUGGGCGGCAGCACCAUGCCCCUCAUUCGCCUCAUGGACAUUGAAGAUGCCAAGGCGCGCCGCAGGAACAAGAAGGACGUCAACCUCAGCAAGACGGAGAAGAUGGGCAACACUGUGGAGUCGGAGCACCUGUCGGAGCUCACGGAGGAGGAGUACGAGGCCCACUACAUCAGGCGGCAGGACCUUAAAGGCUUCAUGUGGCUGGACGCCAAGUACCUGAACCCCUUCUUCACUCGGAGGCUGACACAGGAGGACCUGCACCACGGGCGCAUCCAGAUGAAAACUCUCACCAACAAGUGGUACGAGGAGGUACGCCAGGGUCCCUCUGGCUCCGAGGACGACGAGCAGGAGCUGCUCUGACGCCAGGUGCCAAGGCUUCAGGCAGGCAGGCCCAGGAUGGGCGUUUGCUGCCCACAGACACCCAGCAGGGGCCUCGCAGAGGUGUGUGCAUCCAGCAGCCCCUUCAAGACAUAAGAGGGUGGGGCGAGGUACUGGCUGCAGUCACCUGAGUCCAGAACUUGCCAGGCCUCUGGAGCCAGGCGACUUCUUGGGAAACUGUCAUCUCCCCACUCCUCCCUGAGCCAGCCUCCGCUCAGUGUGACUCCUCAGCCUACAGAGGGGAGGGAGCAUGGGGCCAGGUGCCAGUCAUCUGUGAAGCUGGGGUGUCUACCCCGCCCCCACCCGGAGGAGCUCUGCCGCCCCCUGCCUAGAGGAACACCAUCUACAGUUGUGCCAUUCCCCAGCCACUGCCUUCAUGCUGCCCCCGCCAGACUGGCAGAGCCAGGGGUCAGCCGCCUGCCUUUGAGUCAUCAAGAUGCCUCCGCACCACAAUUCUGACCUAAGUGGCAGGGCCCAGAAAUCUUGAAAACCUCCCGCUGCCCUUUGUGAUACUUCCUGUGCUCCAUCAGAGAGAAACGGAGUGACCUUUUUUCCUUUACCUGAUUGGCACUUCGCAGCCUGUCUCCCUGGGUAGCAGGUGGCUGCUGCCCUUCUCUGGGCAUGUUCUGAAUGUUUACACUGGUACCUUCUGGUAUCUUCUUUAGAGCCUCCUGCAAGCUGCAUUGCUAGGCUUUUAUCUUGUGAGGUCAGAGCGCCCUCUAGAGGGAAAAGCUAGAGGCACAGGGUUCCUGCCGGCCCACAACGGCUGUCUUGAUUUGCAUUUUACAGCAAAGUGCUGAGAGCCUCUAAUCGCCUCCUGCCAUCUGAUCUCCCCACCAUUCCCGUACUCGGUUCUUUUGUCUAAUCGGAGGCCACUGUGCCGAGGCCCUGCGGUGUCGGCUCACUGCUGCCAUCUUUGCUGCUAAUCAGGGUUCCAUCCUCUUUCCUCUCUCCCAGUUCCCUACCACGUUGGAUCCCAUUCAUCACCCAUGCUAGGGUCCCCAAAGCACUGGGGCAGGGUCCAGAGCAGCAGCACCCAGUGCUCCCACCUCCCACUCUGACCUGGGGCCCCAGCACCCUGGAGCGGACGCUCCACGCACACACACCCCAGCCCUGCCCCAGGGGCCUGGCCCCCUCAGCCAUCUCAGGGCGAGGAGCUGCCAGUCACGUCCAGAUGGAAUGGAGUCACUGACUCCCAUCCUCUCCUCAUCUCCCCUUUGACAAGCCUCAAACUGCUCAGCUCAUCAAAGGGCCAUUGCCAACUUCCGGAUGUGGUUCUGGGUCCCAGGGAGCCUUGGAACCUGGCACCCUGGGGUGGUUUAAUUCAUCAUGUGCAUUCCUGCUUCUCUAGGGACACAGUGGCCUGCAUGGGCCAGCAUGGACCCUGGGCUGAUCAUGUGCAUUCCUGCUUCUCUGGGGACACAGUGGGCCCGCAUGGGCCAGCAUGGACCCUGGGCUGGAGCAAGUGCAUCUCCAUCUCUUCCACCUCAGGCGGUGUGGCUCCAGAUGUCAGGAGGGACUGACCUCAGGACCUUCCAGGUUCCUCUGUGCCAGGAAUGAGAGGCCAGGCCUUAUCCUACCACCUCGCCUUGACCCUGAAGUCAGAGCAGGCCAGCCGGGCAGGAAGCACACUGUUUACUUUUUGCAUGAAAAGUAAAUUUGUACUUGAUAGAGCCAAAAUAUGAUCUUUUUUAAUUCCUCAACCCCAUAAUUUGAGCCAUUGCCUUGCUUAAUUUUGGUCUCCACCAUUUCCUUUUAGUGGAGAAGAGAGGAAGUCAGAGGGUGGGGACCUUUGCCUGCCCCUGGGCGAGUGGGGGCAGGGAUCUGAGACCAGAUUGUUCUCCUGCCCCUGCCAGAACUCACUCUCCUCUGAAGUUUAGGGUCCCAUCUCCCAGAUGUAAGUUGCUUUGCAAACUCCGUUGUUUGCCAGGAUUUCUUUCUUUCCUAAUCUUAAAUUCACAGAUAAAGCAAUGAAAAGAGUGAGAUCCCAUUUCCGUCUGCCCCCUCCUCACCAGGUCUGAUAGCCCCAGCCACAUCACACCUGGCCUCACACUUUCAGCUGAGACUUGAAGACGAUGCUGUGGCGGAAGAGCAUGUGGGGCUUGGUGGAGGGGCCCCAGGAUUUGUUGGGGCACCUUCCCCAGGAGGUACCAGCACCUGCCUCGAUCUCCUGUGAGCCUCUUCUGCCCCGUCGGCCAGGUGAGGUCAGCAGCCUGGGAGAGUGCCCCCAAGAGAUGAGGGCACCCCGUGUUCCUUGGCAAUCUUGGCUCGCCUUGGUAACAAAAGGCCAUAGAAGUCUGUUUUUCUGGGUCAAUUUUUUUGCCUGAGAAUAACAAAUUGCUGCUGUCUACCUUUAGCACACCCAAUAAUUCUAUUUGGGGCAGUGAAUGCAUAGAAGAUAUAAAAAUACGCAGCUUAACUGUA
Symphalangus syndactylus (siamang) is the source of this 4462-nucleotide messenger RNA. It is a transcript of the gene SLC9A8, whose product is annotated as solute carrier family 9 member A8. NCBI's taxonomy places the organism in Eukaryota, Metazoa, Chordata, Mammalia, Primates, Hylobatidae. Gene Ontology annotation, molecular function: potassium:proton antiporter activity; sodium:proton antiporter activity. Gene Ontology annotation, cellular component: membrane. Gene Ontology annotation, biological process: potassium ion transmembrane transport; sodium ion transport; proton transmembrane transport. The record is from RefSeq and is a predicted model, not a curated record.